This is a messenger RNA of Diaporthe amygdali, 780 nucleotides long. RefSeq lists its product as uncharacterized. Gene Ontology annotation, biological process: termination of RNA polymerase II transcription. Gene Ontology annotation, molecular function: RNA polymerase II CTD heptapeptide repeat phosphatase activity. The record is from RefSeq and is a predicted model, not a curated record. Lineage: Eukaryota; Fungi; Ascomycota; Sordariomycetes; Diaporthales; Diaporthaceae. The transcript has 2 exons. Gene Ontology annotation, cellular component: nucleus; mRNA cleavage and polyadenylation specificity factor complex. The coding region runs from base 1 to 780 and encodes 259 amino acids.
AUGGCGACUGUCGAAGCUACCAAUGGGGCUGCAGCUGCUGCCGUGGCGCAGAAUGGCGGCGGCGAGGAAGCAGAGGGCUACAAGUUGCGCUUCUGCACGGUGUGCGCAAGCAACCAGAACAGAUCCAUGGAAGGCCACCUCCGCCUCGCCCAGGCCGGCUACCCCGUAAUAUCCUUCGGCACCGGCUCGCUCGUUCGUCUCCCGGGCCCGACCAUCACGCAGCCCAACGUCUACCAGUUCAACAAGACCUCAUAUGACAGCAUGUACAAGGAGCUCGAGGGUAAGGACCCGCGCCUUUACCGCGCCAACGGCCUGCUGAACAUGCUCGGGCGGAACCGAGGCAUCAAGUGGGGACCGGAGAGGUGGCAGGACUGGCAGGUCGGGCACCCACGACAUGGUCGUGAUCAAGACCAGGGCCGCGAGGGCACCGAGAUGGGGCUAGUCGACGUCGUUAUCACCUGCGAAGAGAGGUGUUGGGAUAACGUGGUCGAUGACCUGCUUGCGAGGGGCUCACCCCUCAACCGGCCAGUUCACGUCAUCAACAUUGAUAUUAAGGACAAUCAUGAGGAGGCGUCUGUUGGAGGACGGGGCAUGGUCGACCUGGCCGACUCGUUGAACAAGGCCGCACAGGAGGAGCGUGAGGCUGUCGGAGCGGCUGCGUUUGAUGGGGGAAGUGCAGCUGCGCGAUCGGGAUUCGACGAGCGGGUCCCCGAUGUCCUAGCAGAGUGGCAAGAGCGGUGGCCAAAUCUUCCUGCUACGUGGACGUUGUCUUGGUUUUGA